AUGAAAACAGGCCGUAAAAACAACGUGAUAUUUUUUUAUGGACAAAAAGCUUUUACCACCAAAUCUGAAAUGAUUACUUAUUUGACGAGAAAGUUUAACUAUAUACCAAAAACUCAUUUGUUGUUAGAUUUAAUAGACAAAGACCCUCAAGGUGUAUGGAAAAGAAGAAACAAACAUAAUCAUUUUGAAAAAAUUAGUGGUAUGUCAACUGAAGUUCAUCGUUGCUCAACAAAUGUCACUCUUAUUUACGUUUACAGUUACAAUAGAAAUGUUUCAUAUGAAUGUAAUGGAAAUGGAUUUAGCAGUUAUUCAUUAGCCUAUGAAAACGCUAAAAAACUAGAAUUAUAUGAUAAAUUUAUCAUUCCACCAUCGCUUUUGGAAUGGUAUGCUAGAAGCACAUCAAUUUGGAAACAUAUUUGGAUGGGCUGCAACUAUAGAUGUUUUUCAGCACGCAAUUAUGAAGGCCUUAGAUAUCGUACUCUCAAAGAAAUAAAUUCAUACAGAAAACUUAAUUUUAAAAAAGGUUUAAAGUAUAACUAUUAUCUUGAAAGCGAUGCAGAUACUUUUGCCAAAAAAAUUUCUAGAACAAAUCCAACAUCUUUGUGUGAUACAGUUAGUCCUUAUCUAAUGUCUGGUCAUAUUAGUGCGCCGUGGGGUCAUUUGUUGGUUAAGAGAUGGUAUGAUGAAUAUAAAAAAUAUAGACCCACUGGUUCUAAGACUGUUUCCAAAGUAACACAACAUUACCAAGUUCUAAUGAAUUCACAAUAUAGAAAAGUUGGCGUUGGAAUUCGUGAAAAAGGAAAUUAUAUUUAUAUUGUUUUAAAAUUUGUCUAA
Molecule: messenger RNA, 834 nt
Organism: Strongyloides ratti
Lineage: Eukaryota; Metazoa; Nematoda; Chromadorea; Rhabditida; Strongyloididae
Product: CAP domain-containing protein
Exons: 2
Coding region: 1-834 (277 amino acids)
Source: RefSeq, a predicted model, not a curated record